GUGUUGGGGGUCUGGGGAACCCAGCGCUGGAGUGCGGCGGUAAUCGGCUUUACCACCAUGUCCCUGCAGGCUGACUUUGACAGGGUCGCAGAAGACGUGAGGAAGCUGAAAAGGAGGCCAGAUGAUGCAGAACUGAAAGAACUCUAUGGGCUCUACAAACAAUCUGUCAUUGGAGACAUCGACAUUGAGUGUCCAGCAAUGUUAGAUUUAAAAGGCAAGGCAAAAUGGGAAGCAUGGAACCUCCAAAAAGGGUUGUCAAAGGAAGAUGCCAUGAGCGCCUAUGUUUCUAAAGCUAGAGAGCUGAUAGAAAAAUAUGGAAUUUAGAAUUCAGCAGAUGAGAAAUUUUUCCCUUUGAAGUCUUCAUAACGGUAUCAUGACCUAACACUUAGGUGAGAAAUACACCGUGAACUCUUUACGUAUCGUGUGUAUUUUUGCUAUUAACAUGAAUUGUAAUCCUUAAUUAGAAGUAUGCUGAAACUACAUAUUUAACUAAAUUUUACUUGCUAAAACCAAGUGAUUUAAUUUGAAAGUUCUUAAAAAUAAUGCUGCUCUGGGAGUAGGUGCACAAAAACAUUAGCAAGUGUUGGUUCUUUUGUCUUAUCUGUUUUUCUGCAAUGAGUUAGUACUAUUGGUGUAAUGAAAACAGUUUAUUAAGAACCAGUGACAAGGCCCUUCCUUGGUUGUGCCAUGUAGCUUUGGGGUGCACACUGACUCAGGGCUUUCGCAAUCACAGACAUACCUGGUUCCCAUCCUUUCUCUGUGACUUAUUUACUCGGUGACCUGAGACAAGUUACUUAACCUUGCUAAGCCUCAUCUAUAGAGUAGGGAAAAGAAUAUCAGUCUCACGGGGUUGUAAGCAUCGAAGGAGAUAACUGUAAUCAUCAUACCUUCAUUUUAAAGCAAAUGCUGUAUAAAACCACAAAUAAGCCCCAAAUUUUUGUUAAUAAACUUAUGAGUCUAUCUACAACUCUUCAAAGAAAGAAAAAAACCAUCAUGGAGCUAUCAACUAUUUUUCUUUAAAUUUUUACGUUUAAGGUAAAUCCAAAAAUCAGACAGAAAUGUAGUAUCUAGUGAUAAGAAACUGUACAACUGCUGUGCCUCUUAUGUUUAGUUUUAUCAGAGGGAAAAUGUAGAUUCUGGAAUAUCACUUUGGCCCAAUUCUCAGUCUUUCCUGCCGGUACACAGGCUUCCUGAAAGAAGUCAGACUCAUUUUAACAGUUCUAAAAUCUGUUUGAGAGUCCAUAGGAUAAAUAGCCCCAAUACAGUGGACCUGCAUAAGAGUUUAGGUUUGAUAUGGUAUGGCCAGAGAAAUAGAUUGAUUUCAUGUUACUUUAAAAAAAAAAUCUAGAUUGACUAGAUGAAUUUUCAGGGAAUUAUGCUGAGUGAAAAAAUGCCAGU
Molecule: messenger RNA, 1398 nt
Organism: Equus quagga
Lineage: Eukaryota; Metazoa; Chordata; Mammalia; Perissodactyla; Equidae
Gene: ACBD7
Product: acyl-CoA binding domain containing 7
Exons: 4
Coding region: 58-324 (88 amino acids)
Biological process (GO): fatty acid metabolic process
Molecular function (GO): fatty-acyl-CoA binding
Source: RefSeq, a predicted model, not a curated record